Caenorhabditis auriculariae is the source of this 873-nucleotide messenger RNA. NCBI's taxonomy places the organism in Eukaryota, Metazoa, Nematoda, Chromadorea, Rhabditida, Rhabditidae. The record is from the annotation of a GenBank genome assembly.
AUGCCACUUGCGUUGGCCUUCGUCGACUACUACAAGGCCUUCGACAGCGUGGAGAUCAACGCCGUCUUGAAUGCUCUUGCCUCCGCCGGAGUCGCCACGAAGUACGUCGAGCUGAUCGCCAACAGCAACGAGGGAACGUACACGACCAUCCAGCUGUUCGACAAGAAGCUUUCGAUCCCCAUCAGGAAAGGUGUUCGCCAGGGAGAUACCAUCUCCCCCAAGUUGUUCUCCACGGCACUAGAAGACGCGAUGCGCCAACUUGGAUGGGACGAAGAGCACGACUGGGAAGACAGUACAGACAUCAGAGGCAUCAACAUCGACGGCAAGGUCCUCACAAACCUCCGCUUCGCCGACGACAUCGUACUCUUCUCAAGCUCCACCACCGAACUGUCCUCCAUGCUGAACGAUCUGGACGAAGUCGGCAAGAAGAUCGGCCUUAAGAUGAACGUCAAGAAGACGCAGUGGAUGAAGAACCGCUUCUGCGACCAAGGCAAAGUCACCCUUGAGGGCCGCGACCUUCAGGAGGUCACAUCCUACAUCUACCUUGGCCGGGAAGUAAACAUGGUGAACGACCUGCAAGCAGAGAUCGGCAGACGCAAACGCGCUGGAUGGGCCGCCUUCAACUCCAUCAAAGAAGUCACCAGUCAGCUGAAAGACCCGAAACUGCGAGCUCACAUCUUCGAAGCGUCGAUAAUCCCUGCCAUCUCCUACGGUACCGAAGUUUGGCCUGACACGAAGAAAAAAAUGCAACCGCCCUACGAACUUCCUACCGCGCACUGGAACGUGCUCUCAUCGGCACCACUCGCUUCGAGCAGUGGAAAAAAGAACAGAGGAGCACAGACCUCCGUCAACUAUCCCAAAUCCGGGAUCUAG